AGGGAAACUCCCACAGAGGGAACAGGUGGAUCCGGCUGCACCAGAGUCAGUGUGUGUUGCUCCGCAGAAAAGAUUCCUGAAGCCACCGAGGAGGAAAAGGGAAUACAGACAGAUAGAAACCAUGGCCGUGAAUAAAUGCAUCAAAUACCUGCUCUUCUUCUUCAACCUCCUCUUCUGGAUUAGUGGUUGCAUCAUCCUCGGCGUCUCCAUCUACCUGAAGGUCUCCAAGGAUGGAAACGUGAUCACCAACGAGUCUCUCCCGGGGAUCGACCUGAUGAUCGCGAUCGGAGUGAUCAUCCUGGUGCUGGGCUUCCUGGGAUGCUGGGGAGCGAUCAGAGAGAACCGCUGCUUGCUGCUGCUGUUCUUCAUCAGCCUCCUCGUCAUCUUCGUCCUGCUGCUCGCUGCCGGCAUCCUGGGAGCCGUGGAGGAGAAGAAGGUGAAGAUCUGGAUGAAGGACCGUCUGAAGACGUUCAUCCCACUGUCGUCCCAACCAGACAAUGUGAUUGAAGACCUGGAGAAACUGCAGAAAGAGCUGAAGUGUUGUGGGCUCGUUAACGGACCCUCUGAUUGGACGAAAAUUCCCGAAUCGUGUCGCUGCAACGCCACCGAGACAGACUGCAAGUCCAACGCUAUUUACCAAGAGAGCUGCUCGGACAAAAUCAUCAACCUGAUGGAGCAACACUUGGAGGUGGUGCUGGGGAUCGCCUUCGCUAUCGCCAUCCUGCUGAUUUUCGGCAUGGUGUUCUCUAUGGUCCUCUACUGUCAGAUCAGCAGGAAGGACGGCGCGACCACCACCACCGCCUGAACAUCAGGAGCCAAUCAGCAGAGCCCAAAGGACCCAUGUGACCUCAGUGCUGCUGUAACCUUAAUCCAUGGCUUUACAACUGGAAGCAAACGUGAAUGUUAGUGUGUGCAAAGCUGUUAAACUAAGUAAAUAUCUACAUUAUGUGACUUUAAAUGUAACAAUGUCCAUGUUUCCAUCUCACUGUGGCCUCGAGGAACAAAAUCCAGUAAAAUGAUUGUAAACAAAUAAAUAAUUUGUACCGUUUUGGGCCCAUUAUGUCUGCUAAAAGCACCCGUAUUAGUGUUUCUGCUGGUUGCUGUGUGGAACCUGUCCCUAUGUUACAUGAGAAAAGCUUCAAAUCAAAUUAUAAUGAAGUUAUCAGGUGGUAUUUCUGUUAUUUGCGAUGUCCGCUGCCUUUUUCUCACAAAUUAUCCCUAAAGAAUCCUCAGGUAAUCAUGCUACCUUCACACAUACACAAUAAAACAAAAGCCAUUUUAGAAUAAGCUUUACAUAACUUAGACCGCGUUGUUGAAAUAGCUUUGAUUGUUUUUAUUAUAAACUGUACUCUGAUCUCGUUGUGAGGAUAUCUUUUUUUUACCUCUCCCUUGUUUCCUACCCACUCGAUUCCUCACCACUAUUUCUAUAUUUGUUUUAUCGCCUAACUUGAAUUAAGUUUAGGACGUCAAAUGUCAUACUAAAGAAAAAGGGAAAUAAAGAAAUUAAAACAUAA
Messenger RNA from Trematomus bernacchii (emerald rockcod), 1514 nucleotides. Its product is annotated as tetraspanin-8-like. Bases 122 to 805 code for a protein of 227 amino acids. The transcript has 8 exons. Gene Ontology annotation, cellular component: membrane. Lineage: Eukaryota; Metazoa; Chordata; Actinopteri; Perciformes; Nototheniidae. The record is from RefSeq and is a predicted model, not a curated record.